AUGUCAGACACCGGGGAUAAGAAGUUGACGGUGCCGAAGUUCUCAACCUUCAAGCCCAAGGCACCCGAUCCUGUGCCGUUGGCCAAAUCCUCGUCUAGUGAAGUCACACACAGCCGGAAGGAUGGUGCUGGUGAGGUAGCUAAGGAAAAGAAAUCCCGGCAUGAGUCCAGGCACCGAGACGACCACCGGAGGCAUAGGUCAGAUCACCGAUCAGAGCAUCGAUCGGAACACCGCCACCGUGAUCGCAAACGCAGUCGCAGCCGCAGUCAGGAACGGUCUCUUGUUGUUGCUAAAAGACCCAACGUUGCCACGACUCUGGAAGAAAGGGCUGGAAACGGCGUCUUCGUCAUAGACACAAAAGGUGACCCCCUCAUCAGGAGAUUUGGCGGCAACGACCGCGGCAAGGUGCCCACGUAUCGUCGUGACGGGCGUGGGAAAGUCCUCGGUUCCGAUGGCUACCUCAUUAUUCACAGAGAUGGCCCCAGAGAAGAAUUCAGCAUUCGGAUGCCGGGCGAGGGCAGCUCUACUUUGCGAGACAGAGCUCUAUUCCAGGCGAGGGUUCAUAGGGUGAAAACAAGACGCAUACGCCCACGAAAUGAAGGCCAAGAGGAAGCCGAAGAGGACUUCGUACCACUCAGCAAGUCGUCCAAACGAUGCCGCACUGAAGAGCCAGAAUCCGACGGGGAUGACAAACCCUCUUACAGAUCAAUCGAGGGCAAGGCCAAGGCCCAUGAGUUCUCUGAUAGCGACAUCGACUUUGAAACCGACCAGGAGGGCGACUUGACUCCGGAAGCAGACGAGCCCCUCAAGCAACGUUCAAUUCACCUGUCUCGUCGGGUCAAGGAACAUCCUGAUGACAUCGCAGGAUGGCUCGAACUUAUCGCCCAUCAGGACGUUCUCCUCAAAGCUGGCGAAAGUCUAGACCGCGAAGUAACAAAGGGCGAGAUACACAGUUUUGCAGAGAUCAAGAUAUCAAUGUACGAGUCUGCACUUGCCCAAGUCAAAAGACCAGAAGACGAAGAACGGCUUCUCCUUGGUCUGAUGCUUGAGGGUGCCAAGGUCUGGUCCUCAUCGAAGCUUGACAGCCGUUGGUCGGACGUGGCAAAGAAGCACGAAGUGAGUUUCUGUCUUUGGAAGGCCAGGAUCGACCACAAAGUCACGGACUUGAAGACGUUUGAGUACAGCGAAAUCAAGAAGCUGUAUAUUGAACGCCUGCGAGCCGUCGCCCAACAGUCAUCCGUUUCGGCUUCCCCAGGACCAGUGUAUAGCGCAAAUACCGAUACAGAGGCUGCCCGUUACGAGCAGAUGAUAUACAUCUUUUUGCGAAUCACCAGGUUCAUAUACGACGCUGGCUAUCGUGAAUCGGCAGUCGCAGCGUGGCAAGCGCUUCUCGAACUCAACUUGCAACGACCUUCCACGCAUGAUGCCCUGUCAGAAUCUGAAAUACUGAGUUCUUUUAGAGACUUCUGGGAAGAUGAAGCACCAAGGCUAGGAGAGCACAACGCAUCCGGCUGGAGUCACUACGUCCAGACUAAUGGUUCGGUGGAUUCUCCAGAACAGCAACGAGACGACGACACUGUGGUGCAAUCCAGAGAUGUAUACAAGUCUUGGGGUGCGACAGAACGUCUCCGGGCAAUAAGCUCCAGGAGUCCAGGCCGAGCUACGGAUGAUGUUCUCGAGGACGAUCCAUACCGAGUUGUCAUGUAUUCAGACAUCGAAGAGCUUCUCUUUGUUAUCCCAUCCGCAAUAGUUUCCCGUGUUUGGAAGCAAUUGGUGGAUGGCCUUCUCAUAUUCUGCUGUCUGCCCCCGGUGUUUCGCUCAAGCCCAUGGAUUCAAAGCGCAGAGAAUGACUCCUUUGUUGUUGGCAGUCUAAGCGUUUUCGAGGCCGACGUCCUUCGCAAGCCGAACGAACCUGAUGUUAUGGACGAGACCAAGAGUAUACCGGCUUUCGAGCAAGACGGGCUGCGCCUUGCUGUGUCUUCCGAUCUACUCUUUGCUAGACGGAAUUGGUUCUCCUUUCUCAGUGGCUGGCCUUGCACUGCCAAGUCUCUCGAUGGACCGGUAGACUUGUCUUGGGUUGCGAAUUGUCUUCGACAACUCGUAAUAUCGGUCGGCUUGAAGGAUUUGGCAGAGUAUUCAUUGGCCGUGGAUGUCGCCAACGAACCCGGCAAUGUCAAAAAGCGCGCUAAAGCUCUCAUCAAGAAAGACCCGUCAAACCUGGCCCUCUACAACGCUUAUGCGCUGGCCGAGGUUGGAACUAGUAACUUGGAAGUUGGCCGUCAGGUUGUCUCAUCAGCUACUAGUUCGGUCUCACCUGCCAGCUCCACCAGCGGGUUGUUGCUUUUCAAGACGUGGGCAUGGAUGGAACUUGACGAAGGGAACAAGAAUCAGGCCAUACUGCGUCUCUGUGCCUCAGUUGACCAGUCCUUGAGGAAUGCCCCGGGAUUGGCAGCUCCGUCUCCAUCGCAACUCUUGAAGGCUCGUCAGACUUUGCUGGACGACCUCGAGCACCAACUCUCUCUCAGGCAGCCGGAUGGAGCUAUUUUGAGUGCAGAAUGCCUUGCAUUGCUGGUAUAUCUCACAUCGCAAGAGGGUAGCGAACCCACGUCUGAGGCCCAAGGAAGCAUAUCCAUGGCGAUGGAAAGACUGUGGACCAUCUCUUCUGAACUGUGUGCACAGGGCCAAGCGAAGUCUCAAGCCCACGAAAGGCUCUUGCAGGCUGCUGCAAGACUUUUAUACCAUCACGCCAGUCGAGGGCCAUUCCGGCGAGCGUACUUGAGAGAUCAGCUCGCUCAUUGCAUCGACUUGUUCCCACGCAACACCAUUUUCCUCACUCUCUUCGCAUGGGCCUCGACGACUUUCGGCAUCGAUGAUCCUGUCCGGGACAUUCUUCGGAAGGUCACACUUACCGAUGCCAACGAUUGCAUUGGGAGCCGCAUGUUUGCGAUUCGCUACGAGCUGCUGAAGGGAAACGUACACUCCACCCAGGCGGCGUUUGAGCGAGCUCUAGAUACCCCGGUAUGCAGGUCAAACCCAGAAUUCUGGCGAUGCUACAUCAAGUUCAGCUAUGCAAGGAAACAGUUCCGGCACAAGGCUAAGGAAGUCUUCUUCCGCGGGCUGCGACAUUGUCCAUGGUCGAAGGAUCUGGCCCUCGAGGCAUACACAACGCUCAUCAACGUCAUGGAUGAGUUCGAGCUCAGGUCUGUCUUCAACACGAUGACCUCCAAGGGAUUGCGGAUACACGUCGAUUUGGAGGAAUUUGUGACGAAGCAUGAGAGAAGUAAGGUGAAGCGUCGUUAG
Messenger RNA from Colletotrichum siamense, 3300 nucleotides. Its product is annotated as Protein NRDE2-like protein. Gene Ontology annotation, molecular function: protein binding. Gene Ontology annotation, biological process: regulatory ncRNA-mediated post-transcriptional gene silencing; negative regulation of RNA catabolic process. NCBI's taxonomy places the organism in Eukaryota, Fungi, Ascomycota, Sordariomycetes, Glomerellales, Glomerellaceae. The transcript is spliced from 3 exons. The record is from RefSeq and is a predicted model, not a curated record. Gene Ontology annotation, cellular component: catalytic step 2 spliceosome. Bases 1 to 3300 code for a protein of 1099 amino acids.